Molecule: messenger RNA, 567 nt
Organism: Lithohypha guttulata
Lineage: Eukaryota; Fungi; Ascomycota; Eurotiomycetes; Chaetothyriales; Trichomeriaceae
Exons: 1
Coding region: 1-567 (188 amino acids)
Source: RefSeq, a predicted model, not a curated record
AUGAAGCGACAGGAGGCUCGUCUUGAACAGCUCCGUGCCGAGUGCAAUCACGAAGAAGAUUCUCUUGAACGAAUACAGGCUGCAGUCCAAGAGUUAUGGGCUAGUCAACCCAUUGUUCGGGCACUGGAACAGCUCUUCCAGCACUCAGAGGCCCUACAUCUCGCUAUUGAAGUUGAUGCCAGCCAGGAACUGAUCAGUACAGCACGGGCAGCCUGGCGCAGAGUAGUUUGUGAGCACUUGAUAGAUGAAGGCACCGGUUUGUCAGACUUCGCAACCACCCAUGGCUUGGAACAGCCCGAGACUGUGCUGGAAAGCACAAUUGCUAUUGGAGUCGAGCUGCUACGUGAGGAGAUUGAUCGUGACGGCGGCACAGCGUCUCUGAACAGCUUAGAGGAGAUAACCACAACAGUGAAUCAUGGAGCUGAUGGCGCAGAGACCAUGACGGUAGAGCUCAUCAAGAGAGGAGACGAUUUGCCGGUGGUCAAUUAUAUCACCCAGGUUGUCGACGAGACUGACGAUGACGACAUUCCGGUAAUUGUUCCACGGCCACCAUCAUGGGGAGCCUGA